Molecule: messenger RNA, 354 nt
Organism: Suillus paluster
Lineage: Eukaryota; Fungi; Basidiomycota; Agaricomycetes; Boletales; Suillaceae
Exons: 2
Coding region: 1-354 (117 amino acids)
Biological process (GO): translation
Cellular component (GO): ribosome
Molecular function (GO): structural constituent of ribosome
Source: RefSeq, a predicted model, not a curated record
AUGGAUGCAGAAGCAGAAGCGACCUACUAUCGCCCUUCCCUCACGGCGACGGUUUCCGGUCACAACUCGCGUCUCGUCAAGUUCAACACGUCAAACGACACCCAGGUUGCGUCCCAAUUCCCAUACCUUGCUUAUAGAGAAUGGGGCAUCCACGUCAAGGGUAUGGGCAUCCGCUUCAGCGCGAAACAGCUCACUACUGCUGAGGAAGUCAUCAAACGCAAGAUAAAGGCCGUCAAAGGCGCGAAAGUCUAUCUCAGGGUUUUCCCUGGUAUUCUGGUUUGCAUCAACCUCAACUUGAAGGUACAUCUAGCUGAGCUAGACAGCACUUUUACAAAGUCUGUUCGUCGACUUUGA